GGUCAUUGUUCCUGUAAGCUUGGGGUAGAAAACGUUAUGCAGAAAGCCCACUGCUGUGGGGGUAUAAUAAGCGUCUGGGUACUUGAGCGUCUCAAAGUCAGUUUUGUGGAAUUCUCCCAAACUACAAGGACUGGACUGCAUAAGAAUCAAUCUCAUCAGCGAUGAAUUCUUUCCAGGAGACUCAGUCUGAUUUAGAGGUGAUCUUAGAGUUCCUAGAGGAGUACUACAAACAAAACACUGGUGAAAAUGUGGAGAAGAUGUAUUGGACUGAAAGUGAAUCAUGUGAGCAGCGCUGGACGUGUUACGAGCCAUCUCCUUUGCUGGCACAUGAUGCCCCACCAGCUCUCAGCCAACACACAACAGCAACAUUGUCUGAGCGUGGGUCACUGCCAAACUUUGUAUCAGCAAGACAACCCACCAAACACACGGCGACAGCAGCGGGGAGUGGUAGAAAGGUGCGACUCUUUCACUUUCUGUUUGAAAUGUUGGAGGAUCCAAACAUGGCCCACUGUGUGUCCUGGGUGCCAGCAGCCACAGGUGUUUUCCGCUUUUCCUCCACAAAUAAGGACCAGGUGGCAGCCCUCUGGGGGCAGAGGAAAGGCAACAAGAGGCCCAUGACUUACCAGAAGAUGUCCCGCGCAAUCAGGAACUACGCCCGGUCCGGAGAGAUCUUCAAGGUGAAGAAGAAGCUCACCUACCAGUUCAGCCGAGACACCCUGAUGUUACUGCAGAAGUGUCAUCGAGGAGAUUUGUAAUCUAAAGCAGGUUUUGAUCUCGCAUAAAACUCUUUUAAAUCUAUGUUUAGGUCAUGUACAUGCGUUGAG
This is a messenger RNA of Micropterus salmoides (largemouth bass), 824 nucleotides long. RefSeq names its product Spi-2 proto-oncogene (gene spi2). The coding region runs from base 162 to 755 and encodes 197 amino acids. Gene Ontology annotation, cellular component: nucleus. The transcript has 5 exons. The record is from RefSeq and is a predicted model, not a curated record. Gene Ontology annotation, molecular function: DNA-binding transcription factor activity, RNA polymerase II-specific; sequence-specific DNA binding. Lineage: Eukaryota; Metazoa; Chordata; Actinopteri; Centrarchiformes; Centrarchidae. Gene Ontology annotation, biological process: cell differentiation; regulation of transcription by RNA polymerase II.